This is a messenger RNA of Colletotrichum navitas, 1841 nucleotides long. RefSeq names its product 60Kd inner membrane protein-domain-containing protein. The transcript has 3 exons. The record is from RefSeq and is a predicted model, not a curated record. Gene Ontology annotation, molecular function: membrane insertase activity. The coding region runs from base 140 to 1588 and encodes 482 amino acids. NCBI's taxonomy places the organism in Eukaryota, Fungi, Ascomycota, Sordariomycetes, Glomerellales, Glomerellaceae. Gene Ontology annotation, cellular component: mitochondrial inner membrane. Gene Ontology annotation, biological process: protein insertion into mitochondrial inner membrane from matrix.
GUCCCCCCAAAAAUUUCCCAGCGAAGCAACCAACCUGCGCAUCCGUCGUCGUCGAGACUUUGGGGAGAGACAAUCUUCAAUCCCGACAAACCCCCUCCCCCAUCCCUCUCUCUCUCCUCCCCUUCAUAUCCAGCCCACCAUGCUGCCCAGCAGAGGCGUCCUGCGCUCCCUCCCCUCGGUGAGGGCAACCAGCAGCAUCUCAAGCCAAUCUAUGUCCCGGUCGCCCAGACGGCUCGGCGAUGGACGACAGUUCGGAACCUCCCUGCGCAGCAGCGGCGCGCCAUGGACCGCCCUGAGGCCCGCCAACUCCAGACUGGGUAGCGGCCUCGCCGGCACAAUAGCCAUCGGCGGCUCCCUCGAGACGAGACGAGCCCUCUCCCUCUGGUACUCCAAGCCCGAGCCCGCCCCUGCGGAAACGACACCGACAUCAGCAGCUCCCGCGCAAACCUCGGUGGAAUCCGCCGCCGCCGCCACCGACGACGCCUUCGCCUCCGCACCCGUCCCUGAACCGGUCCUCGCCGAUGCCGUCACCCCCUCGAGCUCCAUCCCUGAGCUCGACGCCGCCGCCCUCCUCGACCUCCCCGAACAGAUCGGCUUCCUCAAGACCCUCGGCCUCGACUUCGGCUGGGGCCCCUCGAGCGUCAUGCAGUGGGUCUUUGAGCACAUCCACGUCUACUCGGGCCUGCCCUGGUGGGCCUCCAUCGCCGCCACCGGCAUCCUCCUGCGCCUCGUCAUGUUCAAGCCCCUCCUCAGAGCCCAGGACACAUCGGCCCGCAUGCAGAAGCUGCAUCAGGACCCCAAGUACGAGGAGGUCCGCAAGGGCCUGCAGGAGGCCAUGUCCCGCGGCGACUCGGCCGCCAUGACCGAGCUGCGCCGGGACCUGUCCGUCAUGAACAAGAACGCCGGUGUGAACCCUCUCAACGGCCUCUGGGGUCUCCUCCAGAUCCCCUUCGGAUACGGCAUGUUCCGCGUUCUGAACGGCGCCGCCGCCAUCCCCGUCCCCGGAAUGGAGACGGGCGGCUUUCUCUGGUUCUCUGACUUGACCGUGGCUGACCCCCUCUUCCUCCUCCCCAUCGCCGGUCCGAUAGCCAUGUUCGCCAUGGUCAAGCUCGGCUCCCGUUACGCCACGCCACAGGCCAAGGCCCAACAGAAGCUGAUGAUGUACAUCCUCGGCCCCAUCUCCGUUAUCUUCACCGCCUUCCUCCCCGCCGGCGUCCAGUGGUACUUUUUCGUCGCCGGUGCCGUCGGCGUCUUUCAGAACUGGCUCUUCAACAUGGCCGGGUUCCGCAAAUUCUUCGGCCUCAUGCCCCUCUCGGCCCCCGCUGCAGCCACCAUCACCACGGCCGCCGCCAACUCUGGCCCGACGUACCAGCCCCCCCGCGGCGCUGCCAAGACCUCCGCCCAGGACGGCAGCAUCAGCGGCAUCAUCAACAGCCUUAAGCAGACCGUUCACGACGCCAAGGGCGGCGCCGGGAACUACAUGGAGGCGAACCGUGCCAAAGACGAGGCCCAGCACGCCAAGAAGUACGCCGAGAGGAGAGGCGAGCAGGAGAGGCAGAAGUUCUGGAGCGAGAUGCGGAAGAAAUGAGAGGCAGAGACAGACAAACACCCGAUCUCUUUUUCGUGCAGAGACAGAGCUCACCCUUGUAACAUAUGGAAGUAGAUGAAGAAGAAGAAAAACAGGGGACCGGCAAAGACUCCCGACUCGAGGAGAGAGGAGCAAAAGACACUGUACCAUACGGGUGUAAAAGCAAACCAAGAAAAAAAAACCAGCUCAUGUAUCAUAUGGACACUGCACAACAGGAAUAAUAGAGAACCGCUCUCCGAAUCAAUGAAUCACU